CUUUCUGACUGUCACUCUGGUGUAAAAUUUUUUAGACAUCAUGUCUCCCGUCGUCAAUUUAAUUUAAUUCGUGAAACAAACAGCAGAAUUUAGCGACGAUUACGAACAACUAGGCAGGGAGGUUCCACACGAAUGCUCGGACCCGAUGAGCGGCGCAAGAACCUACAGUAAGAGGGAUCCCGGCGGCGACGAGGACGGUGGCAAGGAGGCGUCUGCCGAGUCGGCUGAAUCGCUAGAACAUCUCACGAUACCAGAGCUCCUAGACCGUUGGGCCAUAAAGAAGUCUGAAAAGCAGGGAGCACAGAUAUUGCGGCUACUCGAACUGCGCACCAAGGAAGCGGAGCAGAAGGACGCACAGCGAGCCCUACAGCAGCAGAAGAACUUGCAGAAGCUAGCGAACUGCCGCCAGAAGGCGCGGGCCCAAGAGCAGGCGCGUCUGCGUGACGGCAAACUCCGCUGGAGUACCCAAGAGGAGGAGUCCAAGGAAGCGAAGCGAUUGGCGGCACUACGUAAGGACAUUGAGCAUCAAAUCUUGGUGCAACAGGAAUCAGAGGCGAGGCGUAUCCGCGAAGAGGCGGUCUGGGGUAGAAAAAACGAGCAGCAGAAGAAGAACAGGAAAAGCAACGAUAAAUCAGAACAGAAGCUAAUUCAACAGAGGGAGAGAUUCAGUCAUUACGAGACGCUGCACACAGAGGCCCAGCAGCGAGGCGAAAUGGUCAACAUACCGAUGGCAAAUCUGAAGCCCAUCCUCAAGCCGGCACCUGGAUCGGCCACUGGCGGUGGCGUGCGUUACUUUUCACAGUUUAGCAAAGGCGGCGGCACCACUGUCGCCACCAACAGCACUAGCACCACACUCGUGCACCAGCAGCUGCAGCGUAAGCAAACGGCCAACGGGGAUCUCCAUGGCACGAAUGGCAAAGUGGCUGUCGUUGCCAAUGGCAUGCGCAUGAAAGCAGAGCAGCAGGAGGGCAAACAGGAAGCUAUAACCAAAACAGAGGCAGACAACCAGCCAGCAGAGGAUGCUUCCGUCGCAGAUGGUCCGCUGGCGCUGCUCAGCAACCAGCAGCCAGCAGAGUCGGACGACCCCGAGCUGGACAUUGUAAUCAACAAUGUGGUGUGCACGUUCAGUGUGCGUUGCCACCUCAAGCUGAGGGACAUUGCGCUGCGCGGCUCCAAUGUGGAGUAUCGCAGGGAGAACGGCAUGGUGACCAUGAAGCUGCGACGUCCCUAUACGACAGCCUCCAUUUGGUCAUCCGGCAGGAUCACCUGCACAGGCGCCACCUCUGAGGAAAUGGCCAAAGUGGCGGCCAGGCGGUAUGCCCGCUACUUGGGGAAACUCGAUUUUCCCACACGCUUUCAGAAUUUUCGCGUCGUGAAUGUGUUGGGCACCUGCAGCAUGCCCUGGGCCAUCAAGAUUGUUAACUUCUCGACCAAGUAUCCGAAGAAUGCCAGCUACGAGCCGGAGUUGCAUCCAGGCGUCACGUACAAGAUGCACAUGCCCAAGGCCACGCUGAAGAUCUUCUCCACGGGAAGCAUAACAGUGACAGCUGCCAGCGUGAACGAUGUGGAGGCCGCCAUACAGCAGAUAUAUCCAUUGGUCCAUGAGUUCCGCAAGCAGCGUUCGCCCGAGGAGCUGCAGCAUUUGAGGGCCAAACAGAACAAAAAUGCCGGCAUCACUGGCAACACCAUCACCGACGCCAACGAGGCCCUGGCACUGGAAGAGCAAAUCCUGACCCAAUCAAAGAUGCAGUCACGCAGCGACAUCUUGGUGAAUGCCACCGCUGCCCAUGCCAAGACGAUUCCCAGCAGUGCGGCUGGGGAUCUGGUCAAUGCAGCGGUGUGCAAUGUGCAGCGUCUGAAGCAGAUCGAAUCGUAUCGCCAGAUGUCCAGCCAGACUCAGGAGGAGCGCCGCCACAUACCCUUCCCGCGUGACAAGACCGAGGAAGGGCUCUUCCCCCACUCGGCAGCCAGCGUGUCUUCGACGGAUAAUAUCUGCGCCAAUGCCCGACGACGGGCCACCGAAUGCUGGGCGACCAAGAACAAACGCACGCGCUACAAUGAUCCCAGUGGCGGCACACUAGUGGCUGCUGGUAAGACUAAUACUGCGACGAUGAGUGCCAGUACCACCGCCUCCUCGUCCAAUCCCGCCAUCGCCAACCAAUCAACCAGCACCAGCACAUCCGCCACCACCAUUACCGGGCCCAUUCUGCCGCUCUCCUCGCUUACGCCCAUUGGCAGCAUUAGUGGCGGGGUCAGCGGCAGACCAUUUAGCCUGAUGGCCGCACGCACUAUCCCUGCCACGGGGACGAUCAUCAACCUAAAGCAAAGCUGCAUUAAGCCAUUGAAUCGCGAUGCUCUGGCCGCAUUCACCGCUGCCUCCAGUGGUAGCAUCGCUACCGCCGUCAAUUCCACUGCCACAGCCAAGGCUGUACCACCUCCAGCUGCACUCAAGCGGCACUCCCGUGGAGGAGGACACAAUUAAGCUGCAUCCUGUGUGGAGGAAUUAAUUUCACGCAGCAACCAGCAACGAAUGGCGCAUAGAAUACAUACAGUACACGUACACGUACACUAGCUUGAGCUGCAUGCAUCGAUACACCUAUAGAUAUUUUGAUAUAUCAUAAUAUUAGCAUCACUAGUUUGUCUUUUGUCGUAUUACAAAUAAAAAAUCAAUAAAAACGUACUCCCAUGGACUGCAUUCA
This is a messenger RNA of Drosophila subobscura, 2699 nucleotides long. RefSeq lists its product as uncharacterized. Bases 146 to 2482 code for a protein of 778 amino acids. Gene Ontology annotation, biological process: DNA-templated transcription initiation. Gene Ontology annotation, molecular function: general transcription initiation factor activity; DNA binding. The transcript is spliced from 3 exons. The record is from RefSeq and is a predicted model, not a curated record. NCBI's taxonomy places the organism in Eukaryota, Metazoa, Arthropoda, Insecta, Diptera, Drosophilidae.